This is a messenger RNA of Patiria miniata (bat star), 14159 nucleotides long. RefSeq lists its product as uncharacterized. Gene Ontology annotation, molecular function: DNA-binding transcription factor activity, RNA polymerase II-specific; RNA polymerase II cis-regulatory region sequence-specific DNA binding. Bases 382 to 9417 code for a protein of 3011 amino acids. The transcript has 3 exons. The record is from RefSeq and is a predicted model, not a curated record. Gene Ontology annotation, biological process: regulation of DNA-templated transcription. Lineage: Eukaryota; Metazoa; Echinodermata; Asteroidea; Valvatida; Asterinidae.
CAGAGAGCCUGGGUUGUCAUUUGAUACGCAGGCGUGACCCCGGGAACUGCCAGCAAAAAAAAAUUGUGCUGUGCAGUCGGCUCGGGGCUCACACUCCUCUCCGCAGACUCCAAACAUACACCCACAGACCAACCAGACUGUGCACACCCCGUAUUAGACUACUAGUACACCCCUCCGCUUGGUGUUGAAAUGUGUUGUACCGGGUUGCCUGAAUUUCAGAACGGAGCAGUGCCGUAGAUUUUGCCAGUUGAAAGUGAAGCGCAGUCGUAUGGUUGUCGUCAUUACUGUACACCGUGGUGCCGGUGCAAUGGUUAGAUGACAUCAGUAGGGAGUGCCCGAGUGUGAUUUGAACCCAGUACAAUCUUGCCCGUUUCUUCCGCCAUGGAUGAUCCUGCAGCGCCAAGUGUUGAAGACCCACUGCCCAAGGAACUUCCUCCAGAUACAGUCAUAGAUAAGCCUGCAGAUGACCACACCAACUCUGAACCAGGUAAUCAUGGUGAAAUCCAGGAUGAUGUGCUAGGCGAUGAGGAGGCUGCUCAGGACAGCCAUCUUACACUGAUCUGCGAGCCCAGCGGAGCAGCUGUGGUAAUGCAAGGUCCUUCUGUUCUGGGUCCGCCCGUGGCUGCUAAAACUCCGGAGCCCUCAGCUGAUCCAAGCGAAGAGAGAGGUUGGCUCCACAGGGAUCUUCUGAGCAACACUGAGACAGUCCCUCUGGGCUUGACUCCUGACCUUGGAGGAUCCAGCAGGGAAACGGCAGUGGAGGGCGAAAACCAUGAUAGACAAAGCAGCCCUGUAUGUGCCCUUGAAUCAAGUUGUGCUCCUGAUGUGCCUUCAGCUUCGUCAGCCCUUCAAUCUCCAGCUGAGGAAACCAAUUUGAGUGAGGCUAGUUCUGUUUCUAUCCAGCCAGUGGCUGAGCAAGGUACCCCUAAUUCAAAUAACCCAGAAGCAACUGCUAAGCAGGAUGUGGAGCCUCAGCACUCUCCAAAGAUCAGAAACGCCUCUUUGCCGACUAAGACAAAUAGCCUGGAAGCCAAGAAGAACAGGUUACUAGAUAUUCUAAAUGCAAAAACUAAAGACCUUUCCAUGAGUGCACAGAAACAGAUUUCUGCCCCCAAACCACUUGAAACUCCUGGAUCAUCAGAAAAGGUUGAGGAAGAUGGGGGAUCCAGUAGUUUAGUUGAGCUGCCUCCCAACACAGAAAUCUUCCGUCCAUCCUUGGUGGCAUCAACUUCAGAAGUUGACAGUGACAGUGAAUCUAGGGCAGAGGUUGCAAAUGAUGAACCCAACUUGAUCAUUAACAAACCUGUGACACAGAUCAUGGCUAAAAGCAAACGUAAAGCGAAGAAACCUCUCCCCAACCGAUCCUCAUUGGAAAGCAUGAUUGAUGCUGCGUCAGAUCUGACCGACUUCUUCAGCAUAGCAAACACUCUAGAUGAUGGCGAAGAGGAUGAUGUUGUAGUCGUGAGCGAAGAGGCAGAGCCAGCAUCAUCUUCGGUUGCUAAAACACCUAAAGACAGCCCAUCUCCGGAUGGACCAAUACCCACGAGUGUUAUCAAAACACCAGAGACCUCAAAGCCUGCACAACAAAAUGUAACUACCAUUUCAAUCUCUGAUGUUUGCACAAGUGAGUGGAUGUCCAAACAUGGGAACACCUCUACCGUUAGUCAACCUGCAUCAGCUGGGACUAUGAACGUCAUCCACACCAUUGUGACCCCUCCACCCAAUUCACAGGUGCAGACUCCUCAAACCUCACUGACCCUCCAGCAUCCUGUCAACACCCAACCCCAGACACAACUCGGCCAACCAACUCAUUACAUUCAGCAGGUGGUGCAGUCCCAACAGCCGCAGCUGUCACUGCUCCAGCAGAAGCUGAUUCAGCCAUUACAACCUGGGAGCUUACUCCCUCAGGGUCAGAUCCUGGUUCAGGGUAAUGUUGUGCAGGGUAGCAUCUUGCAGACCGGGUUGACGUCGGUUGGGGGAGUGCAGCAGGCAGUCUCACCUGGUAACAUCAUCGUACAACAAGGUCCCCAGCAAGCACAGCAGCAGUUUGUCCCAGUGCAGCAUGUUCCAGUGGGAUCGCCCGUUAUCCAGCAAACUGCAGUCUUACCACCUGUGUACCAGGGUCAACUUCCAAUUAUACAGCAGCAGACUGCACAGCAACUUCCAGUAGCCAGUGGCCAGCAAACAAACAGCACAUUCUUCACCUGUAGCUCACCCGCGCCAACCAUCAUCAAGCCACAGCAGACAGUGUUUCUACUCCAGCGAGGUGAUACCCUGAAACUUGACAGCCACGGUAACCUGAUUGUCAUCGGCAAGGAAGGUCAGGACAACACUGGCCAGAUGCCCAUCAUCCAACCUGGCAGCUCCAUCCUUCCUGUCAACACCGUCAAGAAUCUGCUGAAUGCCCGACAACAGGGUGCCGCACCUGUUCCCCAGGAGUCUGUAGGGACAACGGUCGUUUCAAGUACAGCCCAAAGAAAUAUUGUCACGAGUACUGCUGUGACUCGGGGAACUGUGAUGCAAGGGAGUCCAACCAUUUUAGGCCCAACUACCAUUGGCUCAUUCAAUUGGCCUGUUGUGAUUGGCAAACAGCCAGUUGCAAGCGUUCAACCCCAAAGACAAAAAGCUGUAUGCCCCAAUCCUGAACUGGAGCUCAUCCGAUCAGCUUCUUCCAACAGUGGGUCAGAACGUACAUCCACUGAGACAGGAAAUGCUGGGUCUGUUGUUCUCAAAUCUGAGCCCACCACGUCCAAUGAACCUUCCAUGGCCUCUUCUAAAGGAGGCAUCAAGAUAUUCCAGUGUGAGAAGUGCAAGAAGCUGUUUGUCAGUAAGGCUAGUCUUUUCAACCAUUUGGCAGGAGAGAUGCACACCAACAAUAUUCCUGAGCAUGUCAAACUGCCAUACAAGUGCUCAGUGUGUGAGGCUUGUUUUGCGUUCAAGGCCUCACUGUGUUUCCACAAGAACAGGCCUUGUAUACCCGACAAGCCAGUGUUUAACAUCAUCUGCUCCAUCUGUAAACUCCGCUUCAAAGCCUUGAUAGAUCUUGAGCGACACGUGGUUAGGUGUCACCAUCUACUGCCUGGACAGAAUCCGGAAUUUGUGGACAAGGACCCUGAAGAAAAGCGUGAAGCCAUUUCGCUGCCAGGAGGUGCCAAAAUAUGGUCUAAAUCCAUACCCUCAACUCUGGCCGACAAUCCAGCUGUUAAAAAGUGGAAUGCAAAUAUGAGGAUGGCCAGUGAGUUGAGGAUGGCACGUAAACCACAAGUUUCAUUCAAACCACUAGUUUCAACUUCCAUAGUAAAGACUGCAGAGAUAGGGGAGCCUGCAGACCCAGAACUACAGCCACCAAUAAAACUGUACAUGAGUGUGAAGAGAAAGAAGAAAAGUAAGCACCGAAGCAAGAAGCGAAGACGAUCAUCAGCUGAGCAUAGUAAGUCGGCUAAUCGAUGUGCAGCCACAGUUGUGAAAGAUUUAGAUGCUAAUACCAGAUAUCUGAUCAAUACCCAUGGGCGGUUCCUCAGUAAAUCUCAACGGCCCUUCUCCUGCAAGAUCUGCAACAAAGGAUUUACUUCCGAGCACUGUCUAUUGGAACACAUCAAAACCCACAUCAAGCCCUUCGGUUGCAGCCUAUGUGGAUGGAAAUCGGCACGGAAGGAUAAUGUCUUAAAGCACAUCCAGCUUCAGCAUGGCGGACCUGAGUACCGCAGGAAAAGAGCCAAGCCUUACAAGGCACAUCGAAAUCUCAGCAGUACUGAAGAUGAGGAGGAAGAUUUGGUGGAUGUUGGUGGCGAGUUAAAACCUGCAGGCACAGAAGAGGAUGACGUCUCAGACACUGAAGAGCCUGAUAUUGAAUUAGAUGAUGACGAUGCGCCAAAUGACUACUUUGGUGGUGGAAGAUACCACAGACAUGAUGACAACAGUGACGAUGACAACUCUCGAGGAGGAAAUCAUAAGACAGACAAGAAAGAUGCUGACAAACAAGGUGACCGAGAUGUAACCAACGAUCAGGGGAAUGACGGGAAUGAUGAUGAUACCUCAACUCCUGUUCCACAGGAUCACAACUACCUAACCCACAUGCAGUUACCCUCAGACAGUACUGAUGCAACCCAAGAAACAGAAUGUGGCACUGCUGACGCUAAUCUACACAAACAAGUAGGCGAGUCGGGGAAUAAAGUGGAUGUCAGUGCCACUUCCUCAUGCAUUGCAGAAUCACAACCGAAAAAAGAAUGCUGUAUUCAGUCGGAGACUUAUGACAGUAGUCACAGUCCUCAGGAUGGGACAGAAAUAGCAGAGCAAGAGCUUGAGAUGUGCGACCCCACCGAAUGUGACAAAGCAACAGAGAUAAAUCAGUUGAAUGACAAUUUGGAAGCAAAAGUAAACAGCUCCGAAAUUGACACAGACAAGACAAGUCAAACCCUGGAGGUUCUCAACACUGAGCAGAUAGAAUCUGGUAAAAAUGUGCUAUCCUCUGCUGUAGAGAAUCAACAAGGUUUAGAGUCUUCCUCAAAGAGCAGCUCAGAAUUGGAAACUCAGGGAGAAAAGGCCCCUUCCUCUCAAGAUCCAGACUCAGAUGACAGUCCUGUAAUCUUUCUAGCCAACGACAAAAACAUUCCUGUUCCUGAAUCAAAUAAAGAUUCUAAUAGUUGUAUCUUUACUGUGACGAAACAGAACACUGUGUCAUUUCCAGCUGGUGUAACAGAAAACACAGAGGGCAUGUCCUUGGAUGGUAAUAUUAGAUCUGUUUUUGCCUCCGAUGUUGCAAAGCUAAAGGAAAGUGGAGAUGAUACUGCAACCCAAACACAUUUGAAUAAUGGUAGCUUAGGCCACAUUCCUCAGCAGACAAAACUCCCACUGCAAAAUGAAGAAGUUCAGGCCGAGACCUCUAUAAAAGUCAGUUCAGAAAUCUUACCACCAGAUUCACAAAAUGCCUCUGUGAUUUGUGAUGAUGAUGACUUGGUUGAAGACAAAUGCACUGGAGCACUCUCAGAAAGUGACCUAGACUCAGAUGGAGAUAUACUUGAAUGGACAAGCUCUGACCAUGACUCUGACGAAGAAUAUGUGUUGCCAGAAGAAGGUGCAUCCAAAGUUCAACAAAGACCAAUUCUCUUGAGAGAUGAAGAGGAGAGCCAAACUGGAAGCCCCUCAGCCCUGGAUGAAGGUGUUGUCAUUGAUGACGACAAUCUCGAAAUACGACCCAAACUUCCGGGGGCUCCAGACCAAAGGCCCUCUAGUGGGGUAGGUGAUGAUACAGACCGAGCUGGUGAGGCGGAUUCACCAAGUGUCUAUUACACAGUUUUAAAUGCAGAGGGAAGUGACAGUGAGCCACAAGAAGAGGGCAGCAUGAAUUUUAUAGAUGGCAACACAGAAGAAGAGAUUCUGGGACCAAAAGGAUCAGAUGAUGUCUUACCGGUUGGCUGUCAUGCCACUGAAGCAACUGAGAUGGAAUACCAAGAAGGUGAGAGUGAGUCUGGUUUAGCCGAUAUCACCCGAGUGCAAGCCACAUGUAACAUUGAUCCAGACGUCAGGGUGAAAACAGAAUAUCCAACCUCGUGUGAAGCAGAUGUGAAUGGCAUCCCUGUCAACGAAACACUCAAUUCCAAUUCACCUGGAGAAUCCGAGCAUGUGAUUGGGAUGGAUGAAGAACAAGGAGCUCCUGAAAAUGAUAUUCCCAACACAAUACAAUCGGCCAAACCUCAGCCUCGCAGUGAGAAAGAAAAAAUGUUGACAAACACUACACUUAAGGUCAAACAGGAACCUAUUGACCUAGAUGAGGUAGACCCACAGGUUCUGGAAGUCUCUCAAAGAAAGGGUGUAUCUCCAUCAUGCAGUUCACAUGCUACAGAUGGUUUGUAUGCUUCAGAGUUGGCAAUUGCCAGUCGGAAUGAAGUUGGUCCAGAAAGACUGAGAUCUGCUGACUCUUUCAGAGAUCAGCAGAAGUCUCCUCCCCUUCAAAGGCCAACAGAGGAAAGGCUGGGUACUCAUCGUAGAAGUGAGCCAGCUAGUGAGCAAGUCUUGCCAGUCAUUUCUGCAGUUGGUUCCCUGAGUGAAGCCGCAGACCGAUUUGAGGGGGUUAACAAUCAUCCACGAAAGAGUGUCAUCUUAGAGGCAUUAAAUCGUCCUGGUCAGCAGUAUCCUCCACAACAGUUUGGACCUACCGGUAGCUCUCCAGGCUAUGACCCUAGAGCAAUGUACAACGCCAUGGGAGUACCCAUGGUGGAUCCUUCGACAGGACAGCCAUAUCUUCCCAGGUAUCCUCUCCCUGGUAAUCCCUACAUAUCAAUGUUUCGUUCUGGAUCAUUAGUUGAUCCCAGAGAACCAUACUAUCCUGGCCCACAUCCACCGACUGCAAUGAAUUAUAGCCAUCGACCUCCACAUUUGGGCCCCUCACUACCAGAACCUAGGUUUCCUUCACCAAAUUGUUUCCCAUCGGUGAUGAACAGGGGAGAUGGUUAUCCGGAAAACUUCGACUAUCAGGGUCUUGACAAACAUCGUCAAAACAGGCACAACAUGCAUCCAGACAAGCACCAGCAGGAACAUGUGCAACACAAUAAGUGGGAGAAACAGAAGCACCAACAUUUGAGAAGACACUUGCAAGAAAGGCAGCAUUAUCGCACUCAGAAUGGCUACCCGCCUCAUGGGUACCCAGAAUCUAAUCCUGCCUUCCCCUCAGACAGUCCAGUCUCCAGCCAGAGGGAGAGAUUCAUAUUUCCCAAGUAUCCCUACGAAGACAGAGCUGGUGGCCACUUGAUGAUGAACCCUGUCAAUCGAGAACCUUCAGAUGCUCUCAUAAAUCCAAGCAGUCAGUAUUAUAAGGCAAACUCAAGGAGGCAGCUUCCAGAGGAACAACGACCUCAUGAUCUGCAAAGUGUUCCAGUGCCACGCGAAUAUGGUGAGAUGUCCAAGCAGCCAGUUCACCUGGAGCAGAAUAACACCCAGGGGCCACCUUCUCAAGUGAUAGGGAAUCCUUAUGCCCAUGCAGAUCACAUUCAUGGGAGACCUCCCAUCCCAGCUGAGGCUCCAGUUCCUGCCAGAGCCCCGGCUCCUCCCUUAAGGCAAGCAUUACCUGGUGACACAAGUGCCCCGCAAAUUACCACUGAAUCAAAUGCAAAUCGUGGGAUAAGCAUACCCAGGCAGGUGAAUAAUGGGCUGCAAAAUGAUAAACCCCCACCCCUCGUCUAUCAAGGGCCACAAAAACCAGAAGACCUAUCCCUACAGAAGUCAACAGAGAACCAGUCAAAUGAUCUUGCCUCAAAAGAGCAUUCCGUGGAAGAUUCUAGCAGAAAAGUCACUGCUGAUGUGGUUGAGGUAUCCAGUGAUGAUGAAACGACUGUGCAGUUGUCAGAGUUGGCACAUGUGCCACCGAACAUUUCAGACAUAGCCUCUCCAAGGGAAAGUAUUCAACCAUUUUCAAAGCUGGCACCUCCCCCACCUCCACCACCUCCACCACCUCCACCACUUCCAUUCCAUUCUCUGUACGGUGACGAGCCAAGUAGGCUUCACUAUAGUCAAAGAGAGAGCAUGGAUAAUAGAAUAAGUCACCCGCCCAUGGCACAUCAGCAUCACGCAGAAUUUUUGCCGAGAACUGCUGGAUCCUUGAUACCGCCACCCAUUCAUGUUGGCCCCUCCCAAAUCUCUCCUAAACAACCAAGCCCUAAAUCAGUACCUCGUUCUCCCAAACGACGCCAUUCUUCGUCUGGAUCAUCAGACCAGCACAAAUCACCGAGACGUCGAAAACGAUCAAGGGCAGAUGAAACCCCGGAGGAUAGGCCUUAUGCUUGCCAUAUCUGUGGUAAUCGGUUCAAGCGUUCAAACAACCUGACGGAUCAUGUACGGAUCCAUUCCAGACCGUACAAAUGCGGCGAGUGUAGUUUUGACACCACUCGUUGGCAGUAUCUUGCAGAUCACCUCAAGAGGAAUCACAAUUUUGAGGGGGAUGCCAGGGAGCUGGAAUUGAUGUUUAAGUCUGGUAAGCGGCUUAAGCCCACUGAUCACAUUCCAGAGACCUGUUACCAGCCAUUGGAAACAGAGUCAAACGUGGAUGGUGUAUCUGCCCAUCCUGUACGAAAUGGCUUUUCACCAGGCUCUAGGAGUAUGGUGGUACCUUCUUCCACCAUUAUUCUUCCUCGUGGGUCAGAUAUUGUUCACCGGGAUAAGAGCAAAAAGAGGAGACGUCAUGGAGAUGAUGAUCAGGAUGAAGACUUGGUGGAUUUCUUUGGGCUUGCUGAAAACCAGGAUGAUGAAGACUCAACAGUUACUCCAGUUUCACUUUCUAAGGUCAGUCCAAAGGAGGAAUUUGAUGAUGCGGCAUCUGGUAGUGCCAAUGGUUGUCAGAUAUCACCCGGAAGUACUCAAGCACAGACAUCUCCAAAAGAGAGCCCCAUCACCUCCCCCAAACCAGAGGCUUCAUGGUCCAAGAGGAAGCAAUUGAUUCCAUGUAAGUUGCCAGAUGAAGAUCUCACUCAAGAGGAUCCAAACCCUGACUUCAAAAGACUUACUGAGCCAUCUCAAGAAAAUGGUGAAGCAAACCAUGAGUAUGACUUGAUGGUGGGUAGAAUGGAGGAUAAUAUCAGAGAGGAUAUGAAGAAAGAGGAGUUUAAGCAAGAGGUUGAGGCAACUGAGGUAAAUAUUAAACAAGAAGAUGUUGAAAUAACAGAGGCACAUUUAGAGGAUGGAACUGUAGAGGAUGAAACUGGGGAGGAGGAGAUGGAAGGUAGCAGUUUGAUUGGUGCCAGUGAUCAAGAGUACUCAACCAGCUAUCAUGUGGCAUCUAAGGAGGAUGCUGUAGAUGAAUCCGAUGAAGAUGCCCUGUACACUCCAACAGGGAGGCCAAAGCGCAGAACCGGUAACUACACCUUCCAAGGAAUACACAGACGACGCAGUGAGAAUGCGGACCCAGAGUACAAACCCAACCGACAGAGAUCAUGGAGAAAGAAACGUGGUAUCAUGCUGAAGAUACACAUCAAGAGGGGUAAGAAGCGAGGUCGUCCCAAGAACGGGCCCGUCUCAGAUCCCUCAGGCUCCCAAGUUCAAGCCCUCUCUACACAUGUUGGAGGAGGUCUGGACCUCACUCCAUACUAUGCCAUAGUGGAGGCCACUGAAAUGGAUCUGGACCGACGACCCUACCAGUGCAAGAUCAACGAGUGCAACAAGCGCUUCAAGAGCAAACAGCACAUGAGAGAGCACCUGUUCACCCACCUCAAGCCGUACAAGUGUGACGGCUGUGGGGUAGGAUUUGCACGGACUGACUAUCUUGCCAUGCACAUGAGAGACACGCAUAAAAUGUCCCCGACCAGGGCGGACCUGUUCAACAAACGAAAGUGCGCCAAUGGUCGGGCCAUGGCCUGCCGCAUGAGACCGAGCAAGGACAAACGGCGACAGGAGCUCCAGCAAAGCUUUCAAAAUGGGAAAGAACUCUGAGGGAGUAUGCAUCCACUACAGGGUUUGUUGCUUAGAAGGUGUUGGGGCCGGGAGCAGAGGAAACGUUUGAGCUUGGAAGUUGGCUUUUAGCAAAAAUGGCUUAAUAGGGGCUGUUGCAUCUACAUUGCAUGACAGAUGUGUUUUGGUUAAGAUUGCAGCUUUCAAAGCUCACUUUUGAUCCUGCCGGUACCUCGGGCUGCUAAGAGACAGAGUUCAGUGUAUUACCAAUGGAUGAGGGGAAUUUACUUUUUGUUACAGACAUGAAUACCAAAAUGAGACUGUUUUGACUGUGGAUACUUUGCACUUGUAUUACAGUACAAGCUUUCCAAGGUGGGCAUGUAUGUGUGACAUUUAACAUCCAACCUGUUCAGAAGCAAAACUUGUGCUUAUGGCAGGUCUGUACAAAUAAAAUGGUGGAUUUUUCAUGCUGGAUCCUCCAUAUGAUCACAACCAUUCAAUUAUGACACAUGGUAUCUUUCAUAAUGCAGAUUAUAAUUGUAAAUCUGUUGAGCAGAAGAUUGCAAAAAAUGAUAGAUUCAAACGUCCAGCUGCUCAAAAAAAAAGUUAAAAACAAAAACUUGAUGGGGGGCAACUCAUGUAGUCCCUUGGCCAUUGGUCUGAACAAAGUAAGCAUUUGUGAAAAAAAAAAAAUUGGCAUGAAAAGGUUGAAUCUCAUAUUUCCUUGUCUUAUUUGGCACUUUUCACUCUUUCAGUUACGUGUACUAUACAUUGUUAUCACAAAUGCAGUUUCAAGUAUUUAUCAAAAAAGUUUGAGGAUUGCACCAGCUUUGCUGGAAAAUAUUGCAAGCAUAUAUGCGCACACAAAUACCAAAGCAGCUUUAUACUUGUGUUGAUUCAAAGACAAAUUUUCAAAACUACUUUCAUUUUGAGUGAAUGUUGAGAAACUUAAAACAGUCAAAAUCAUACAUGUUUUUCGUAAGUUUAAAGACUGUUUUGUGAAAAAGCUCAAAAGCUGUGUAAGUGCCUUUUCAUACUGAAUGUCUAUGUACAGUUUUAAGUAUGUCGGUAGAUAGAUUUUGGUUUAUUGGUAAAUAACUUCAUUAGUUUUUGUUUUAUACACCUAUUUACAUUUAUAUUGUGUACUCUUUAUUUUUCUUCUUUUUUUUCAAAAUUACAUGCUUGGAGCUUGUGACAACUUAUUUCCACUGUAUUAAAAUUAUCUCGAUAUUAUUGUACAGCAGCAGAAGUUCUUAAGUCAAGCCAAUGAACCAAAACUCAACUUUCAAAUUUUGGUAUUGAGGUAUCUUUCACUAGUUUUGUAGUCUAGUCCGUCACAAGUCAGCCACAAGUCCUCCAGUCCCAAGUCAAGUCACAAACUGUUUGAAUGAACUGUGACAACAAAGGUAUUCCUUUGUUAUUGUUCGUCCCCCCUUACUUGUUACCCGAUUUGUGAAUUAUCACACUAAAUGUAGCACCUUGUCAGUCAUCCAAACUCCAAACGGUUGGAGUUAUACCAUCAGUACAUCAAUUUCAAGACACCUUAGGCCCGUUCUAGACGCCAAGCUACUGCCUUGCUGAACUCAAAAAGUUUGACUUUUUUCAUUCGUCACGGCAGUUGCAUGGUGAUAGUAUGGCAUUUGGAACCAUUUGGCUCGGCGAAUUGAGUUUGGCAUGGCGAAUUGAGUUUGGCAUGGCACCAUCCUGUAGGGCGAAAGGGCUGCCGCUUUGUCAUCAUUCCGAAUGGCAGUGGCACGGCACUGUUCUAAACGCUGUGCCAUUGCCGUGCCGAACUCAAUUCAAUUCAAAAUUCAGGCAAACAUUUUAAGAAUGCGCAUGCUCGCAAUACCCUCUCUCGCGUCCGCAUCAUGGGGAGUGAAAUUGACGCGAAUAGUUUGAUCGCGCUGAAAGUUCAUUGAACUUCUUGAACUGCUUUAACCUGGCCCAUUACUCAAGAUGCAUUAAAGUUUGACUAUUAUGUUUGGCGUUUAGAGCAACUACCAUGCUGUAGACGAGCUAUUGCCGCACUCGUGUCAAUUAAGUUCGAUGUGGAAGUUGUACGGCAUCUAGAAUGGGCCUUAAUCACCCAGUUUUUAAAUCACCUUGUUAACACUUCAUUGGAUUAUCACAUACCUAAACUUGAGAGAAUGUGUAUGUGAAUAAGCCUGUGUUGAAAAAAAGUUUCCUGCAAAAUAGACUACAUGUACUAAACAAAGAAAGUUCAGUAGAUUUAAAUUUGUCUAUCGAUUCAAGCCUCUCAGCACAGUUGAUAUUGCCUGCAGUUGUGCUGCAUAUCCUAUGUACUCUGAAACCAAUACACAUUGAUACUGACCAAGGCUUAGGCCGUGGCCAAAUUACUUGGCUACGGCUUGCAAAUUACACAGGAGAGUCUAUUGGAAGUGGCUGCAGCCGCUACCAUUGACGUGUGUAAUUUCAAGCCAUAGCCAAGUCAUUCAGACACGGCCCCAGUUUCACAGAUCUGCUAAGCAGAAAAUACUCGCUCAGCAAAUAUGUGUGAGGCUGCGUCUGAAUGACUUAGCCACAACUUGAAAUUACACAUGCGUCUAUUGAAGCGGCUGCGGCCACUUCCCAUAGACCCGUGUGUAAUUUCCAGAUGUAGCCUGAUAAGCAAAAACCAGCUGGGAACCAGCCACAGGCAAUAUCAAUUGCAUGACAUUUGGUUGGUAACCCGUGUUUGCUAAGCAAACAUUUUCCAUGUCAUGGCCUUGUCCGAGUUACUUGGCUACAGCUGGAAAAUUACACACGAGUCAAUGAAGCCACUUCCCAUAGACUCAUGUGUAAUUUCAAGGCGUAGCCAAGUAAUUGACACAGCCUAACAUUACAAUGAAAUUGGAUCCAGGUUAUCCCAUGCUUGAGAUCUGAAGGUGUAUUGGAAAAGGUUACUAAUUAGGGUUUAGAGAAAGAAAAAAAACCUAAUGCUUAGAAAGUUUUCUUUACAUAGUGGACAGAUCGGUGUCUUUCUUUUGUGGUUUCACAGAAAGUUCUUUAAAGGCAUGCUUGGUUGAAAUGGGUCAUUCGAUAAAUUUGGAGUUCGCGUUUGUUUUCCCCUGGUCUUUGUUACGUCAGACAUCUGUAAUUUUAUACUUCUGAUGCACUCCUUUAAAUGCAGUCAUCUUCCAAGAGUAAUUAUGAAUAGCAAACUACCUACCAGACAAAUAAAGACAUUUAAAGUCAGUCUUAAUGAUAUUUGAAUGGUAAAUUACAAAGUGCUAAGGUAACAGGAUCAGGAAAAGGUCACGCUUUAAACCCUAAAUUUGUAGAAUAACCCAUAUGGAAACACUCCUCUAAACUUGUUAUAGUCUUGGAUUUGAUUUCAGUCUUUAUGUGAGUUGAGUAUUCAACACUUACCAAGCAUGCAGCACUGGAAAAAUGCAUUCCAUUAUUGCCCUUUUAUGUGAUUUUUUUCCCAGAAUUUUUCUUUGCCUAUUUGGCAGUAGGAAAUAGAUUGCUGCAUAAGCAGAAAUUGAGGUUUUCAAUGAAAAGAAGGCUAAAAAAAGGUUCAACCGUAGAUCAUAGCUUUGAACAUUUACUUACGGAGAAUGUUUCUCGAUUUGAAAAAUCUAUUUCUAUUGAGAAAAAAAAAAGAAUCUGAACAUUUGUCAAAAUGAAACAAAAUGAAACUGAGACUUACCAAAGAUUUUGAUACUUCGAAAAAAAAGUUACAAUAACAUUCUGAAAAUUAUGAAAAAUGGAACAAAAUAAGCAACUUUGUUUUAACCGAUGGAAGUCAGACAAAGCAUCUUGAGUGCAAGAUGGAUAACAUUUUUUUGAUAAAUGUAACCAUCUGUACUUUUACCAGAUCAUAAGUAUUCUUUUUUCACAUUUCUCCUUUUCAUUUUGUUUGUUAGGCUAUUUUUUUUGGGGGGGGGGGGGAAUUUUGAUUUUGGGGACAUAUUUCUUGUGUACAGCAUCCAUCCGCUGUUUUCAGAUCAUCGGCAAUAAAAUAGCCAUGCACACAGUAACUGAAUACACAAUCCUUUCAUUUUUAGAUGGAAAAUGGGUAAAGCCUUUGAAACAUAAUCACUUGAGAUGGUAUGCAGAUUUCACAUUUUUGUUGAGUUGAUAUUUUUUCUUCUAAUCAUAAAUGUCUUUUAAAAAAUUGAGUCUUUCAAAUUAUUUCCUUUAUACAGCAUGGGAUACUGUACAUGUGUGGAACUAUGUGUAACCAUUACAGUAUUAUGAGAAAUAUCAUCUGCUGUUUGAAAACAUAUCUUGAUGCAUUUUUGUAUUAUUUGGGAAAACAAUAAUCUUGAUAGCACAUGUAGGGAUUACUAUCAAUUUAAUCAAUUAUUUGCAAGAAUGUGGAAGUUUGUGGAAGCUGUUUAAUGCUGUUUUUCUUCUGGUUUUACAAUUUUCAUUAAUUCUUGCUCCUCGUUCUGUUCCUGUGUUUAUGACCACCCUGCCUUCAUGUUUUUAUCAUGCAUAAUCCCUCUGAGUACAUUUUCCCAAAGUGAGAAGGGAACUCUUCUAAAUCAUUUUAAUAACCUUGUUAAUAUUUAUUCCUUCCUAUUAUAAAUACCUAUACCCAGUGAGAGAUAUUUGAAGAUGUUUCUGAUUCGGGCUUUUUUUUAUACUGAAGAGAGCUUCUGAAUUGAAAGUCUCCUAAUUUUUGUAUUUAAUAUUUACUCAAAUUUGAUAUGAACAUGUAGUUCUGUACAGCUAACUUAGAAGAUCGACUUUAUAUACAAAUAUUACUUUUAAUUUAAGCAUAGUGUGAGUACAACUGCUUACAAUUUAAACAUUAAAAGAAAACGCAAGAGAAA